AUACCUUAAAAGAAGAGAUAGACAUUCUUCUUAGCUAGUUUUGGCAAAACUGAGAAAUAGAAAACAACAAAACUCUGUUUUCUUUUUCUCUUGAAAAUUUCAAUGGAAGGUGAACAAGAGUGGCUUAGUGAUGCAUCUCUGAAUAUUCCCCUAAUCCAAGAUCAUGAAAGAAGACAAAUUUCUGAUAUUGGUCCCAACAACAACAAUGUCACCACAUCUUUCCUUAAAACUUGUUUCAAUGGUCUCAAUGCUUUAUCAGAUGAGGAGAUAAUCAUAGCCUCUCAACCUUCAACAAAAAAUACUUUAUCUUUCUCUCAAACAUGUCUCAAUGGACUCAAUGCAAUUUCAGGUGUUGGAAUUCUAUCAGUUCCAUAUGCAUUAGCAUCAGGAGGAUGGCUAAGUUUAUCACUUUUAUUUGCAAUAGCAGCUGUAGCAUUUUACUCAGGCAUAUUAAUGAAAAGAUGCAUGGAAAAAAAUUCAAACAUUAGAACCUAUCCUGACAUAGGUGAACUUGCAUUUGGAAAAAUCGGAAGAUUAAUAGUAUCGAUAUCAAUGUACACAGAACUGUACUUGGUUUCAAUAGGUUUCUUGAUUCUAGAAGGAGACAAUUUGAGUAACCUUUUCCCAAUUGAUGAGUUUGAUAUUUUUGGAAUAUCAAUUGGUUCAAAACAAUUCUUUGUGAUAUUGGUGGCACUAAUUAUUUUGCCAACAGUUUGGUUGGAUAAUUUGAGUUUGUUAUCUUAUGUAUCUGCAAGUGGUGUGUUUGCUUCAGCUAUCAUUGUUUUGUCAAUUUCAUGGACAGCUGCAUUUGAUGGAAUUGGUUUUAAACAAAAGGGUAUUCUUGUAAAUUUGAGUGGAAUUCCUACAGCUGUGAGCUUGUAUGCUUUCUGUUAUUGUGCUCAUCCUGUCUUCCCUACUCUCUACAAUUCCAUGAAAAACAAACAUCAAUUCUCUAAUGUCCUAAUUGUAUGCUUCAUAUUAACCACAGCUGGUUAUGCAUCAAUGGCUAUAAUUGGUUACCUAAUGUUUGGUUCAAAAGUUGAAUCCCAAAUAACAUUAAAUUUACCACUAAACAAAAUAAGUUCAAGAAUAGCAAUAUACACUACCUUGGUAAAUCCAAUUUCCAAAUUUGCUUUAAUGGCAACACCAAUUACCAAUGCAUUAAAAGAUUUACUUCCAAGGGCAUAUAAAAAUCAUAGAAUUACUAACAUUUUUGUUAGCACUGUCCUUGUAAUCACCAAUGUCAUUAUUGCAUUAUGUGUUCCUUUCUUUGGAUAUCUCAUGUCAAUGGUUGGAGCUUCUCUAAGUGUCACUGCUUCAAUUUUGCUUCCAUGUUUGUGUUACUUAAGAAUUUCUGGUACUUAUAGGAAUUGUGGGUUUGAGACAGUGACUAUAGUUGCAAUAAUUGUAGUAGCAAUAGUAAUUGGAAUUUUUGGGACAUAUACUUCAAUUGUAGAAAUAGUACAAAAUUUGUAAUAGUAAUGAAGUGGUCCAUUUUUUUAUUUGAGUUGUUGAAAUAGUAUGAAAUUUGUAAUAGAUAAUUAAUGUAGUGGUUCAUUUUUAUUUUUAUUUGAGUUUA
Messenger RNA from Cicer arietinum (chickpea), 1579 nucleotides. NCBI's taxonomy places the organism in Eukaryota, Viridiplantae, Streptophyta, Magnoliopsida, Fabales, Fabaceae. The record is from RefSeq and is a predicted model, not a curated record.